Orbilia oligospora ATCC 24927 is the source of this 465-nucleotide messenger RNA. RefSeq lists its product as uncharacterized. The coding region runs from base 1 to 465 and encodes 154 amino acids. The transcript has 2 exons. The record is from RefSeq and is a predicted model, not a curated record. Lineage: Eukaryota; Fungi; Ascomycota; Orbiliomycetes; Orbiliales; Orbiliaceae.
AUGAAGUUUUCGGUUCUUUUCUUUAUUCCCCUUCUCAUUGCUGGCUCUUCAGCUCUGGCGAACAGUGCGACCUCAGACACCGGCGUUGCUCAAUUCAACCAUCGCCAAGGAGUAAGAGCCGCAUCUUCUUACGGCCCACCUCGUGGUGUUCAGCGUCGUUCGAGAGACACACGUCGAGCUGUUACCAAAGAAACAAAGCGUCAAAAUACUCCCACGCCUUCACCAGAUCAGAUCAGAGCCGCUAUUCUGUCUCUUCCAGCUGUGAAACAACUCUCAGCCGAAAUCCAACAAUUCUUGACUACAGUGCCGUCUGAGAUAUGGGCAGUUCUACCGAAACUGAGUCCCGAUCAGUUCACAAUAGCGUUGGAGCAGCUUGAAAAGGGCCAACUGCCGGAUUUUGCAAAUGCUCAGAAGGCGGUUCCACCCACCACUCCAAGUACCCAACCGCAAGCUCCUGCUGCUUAG